GUUUGUUAACGCGCGUUAUUAGACUACGUGUACAUACUUUCUGUGACACAUCACUGAGCGAUGGAAGGUCAAUACAAUCUCCGCAGCCCAGCCGUCAAGAGACUGAUGCGUGAAGCCAAAGAAAUGAAAGAUCCGACGUAUCACUACUAUGCCCAGCCUUUGGAAGACAAUUUGUUUGAAUGGCAUUUUACAGUACGUGGCCCGCCUGAUGGCCCGUAUGAUGGUGGUAUCUAUCAUGGAAGGAUUAUGUUUCCAGCCGAGUAUCCGAUGAAGCCACCAAGCGUCAUGUUACUGACACCAAAUGGUCGAUUUGAGACUGGCAAGAAGAUCUGCUUGAGUAUAUCCGCAUAUCAUCCUGAGAUGUGGCAGCCCUCGUGGAGCAUUCGUACGGUACUUGUUGCUAUUUCUGGGUUUAUGCCCACAAAAGGUGGGGGUGCGAUAGGGGCAUUGGAUUAUACGACUGAAGAGAGACAAAAGUUGGCAAAGAAAUCCGUUGACUGGCGAUGUUCCAUAUGUAAUUUUUCUAACCGAGAGACGCUGCUCUCUCACGACGACGACAACGUAUUAUCCGAGCAAGUAAAACAAGACGAAGAGAUGGCUGCACAAAUAUCAUUCAAAUCUGAGGCAGAAGUCAAGGCAGCAGCUGCAGCAAGAAAAGAAACACAACCAAACACAACAGAUGAAAAUACGCCUUUACUUAACGCCGAUGAAGAUGAGCAAACACAAACUCAGACAGAACCUGUCACCACAGACGUGUCACCGCCUCCUGUGUUGAGACAACGAGCAGUACCCGAUACACAAACGCCAUCUGUGUCACACCUUGAUGUACGGCAACAGUCAGGAAUGAGAGGAGGCCGAGGACUCUUUUUGUUCGGACUUCUCUUACUCGUUCUGUUCGUCAGUCUUGUAUUAAGACGAUUUAAUAAAGUAGCCGAUCAACCACAUCUAGCAUUUUAGUAUACGUCUCUAUAUUGUUGUACAGUUUACUGGUGACUAGACAAGAUGCUACAGAACGACUGCUUGUAGUUUAUUGAUUGUAUUCUGAACGAUGUGUUUGUAUUCUAAUUGAAUGGCCAUGCAU
This is a messenger RNA of Corticium candelabrum, 1081 nucleotides long. Its product is annotated as ubiquitin-conjugating enzyme E2 J1-like. The record is from RefSeq and is a predicted model, not a curated record. Lineage: Eukaryota; Metazoa; Porifera; Homoscleromorpha; Homosclerophorida; Plakinidae. Bases 61 to 957 code for a protein of 298 amino acids. The transcript is spliced from 6 exons.